UGUUGAUGAGACACGGACAAGAUGACAGAGUUAAAGAAAGCUGGCCUCAUCUUCAUCAGUUUUUCACUGCUUCAAGGUUUUGUUGCAGCAUUAAACUGCUCCAGCCCAACUCCUGAAUCCUUGCUUCAUGCACUUGAGAAGGAACUGUUUCCUAAAAACAUACUGCGACCUGUAAAAAGAUUUUCAGAUUCAGUGAACGUAUCCAUGACUAUGACUGUGGUGGGAGUUUUAGGCGUGAAUGAAAAACAGCAAACGCUGACAAUAUUCAUAUGGCAAGUCCUGGAGUGGCAUAUAGAUGGACUGAGCUGGGAUGAAAAGGAAUGUGGAACUAAGAGAGUCUCUGUUCCUCGGGAAAAUAUUUGGGUCCCAGACAUCACCAUCACAGAGAUCAUUGACGAGGACAAAUCUCCCAAAUUUCCUUAUGUCUACUUACACAACACAGGUCUCGUAAUUGAUGAUAAGCCAGUCAGAGUGGUCAGCAGUUGCCAAUUAGUUAUCUACACUUUCCCCUUCGAUGUCCAAAACUGCACACUGACUUUUGCAUCAUUUCUACACUUUGCUACAGACAUAAAGAUGUUUCAAGGCACCACGGUUGCAGAGAUCCUGAAGGACUCCCUGAAAGUGAUGUACACCAGAGGGGAGUGGGAACUUAUAGAUAUCAAAGCAGCUCCAAAUACUCUGGACAUUUUUGAGGAAAGCUUCUCUGAGCUCAAAUACUAUCUCAUUUUAAGACGCAAUCCAAACCUCUAUAUCGUGAACCUCAUUAUACCCAGCACAUUCCUGAGCAUAGUGGACCUCUUCAGCUUCCUGCUGCCUCCCGAGGCUGUGGACCGGGCUGCCUUCAAAAUGACCCUCAUCCUGGGCUACACAGUUUUCCUGCUCAUGAUGAAUGACCUGCUGCCUGUCACUGGAAAUCAAACCCCUCUAUUGAAUGCUUACUUCUUGGUAAGUUUUGCUCUGAUGGUGAUCAGCCUGUUGGAGACAGUGUUUAUCAUGAAUAUCCAGUUCAGCUCCAGCAACUAUAGUCCUGUGCCUCCCUGGCUCAGUGUCCUCGUGUUACGAUAUAUAGCUAUUGCUGUUUGUCUCCCUCCACAAAAGAAGAGUAACCGCAUCACAGUCUCCCUUCAACCACCUUCUGGAGCAAUGAAAACCUCUUCAAGAGAUCUUCAGAGCAUUUCUGGUAAUACACCUCCAGUGAAACCCCCUCCAGAGCCAGCACUGGAUGAACUGAGGAAGCUGAGCACAGAUCUCAUGGCCAUCCGCCAGAACAUUGACAAUCACUUCCUGGGGAGCAAAACCUCACAGGAAUGGCAUUUGAUUGGGAUAGUUAUUGACCGUCUGCUGUUCGGCUUGUACAUUAUCUUCAUCUUCAUCAGCUUUACCACCAUCUUAGUUCUAUGGUAUUCUUCAUAUUAAUAACUCAACAGGCCUCUACAUGCCUCUGUAAGUGGUUAAAUGGUUAUCUGUGUGUGAUUGCACCAUAAAUGCAUGAUAACUUACUGAAGUAUAGGAAAAGACAGGAAAAUCCUGUCAGAUGAGAUAUAUAAUACCUUUAGCAUGUUCUGAGUCUAUCACAAGGUCUCCUACCAGUUAGAUGUGACCACCACCAUAUUCACUGUAGACUGAAGAAGUGAUCAAAACAAUGACCAUAUGGGACACAACAGACAAA
Larimichthys crocea (large yellow croaker) is the source of this 1669-nucleotide messenger RNA. RefSeq names its product 5-hydroxytryptamine receptor 3A. Gene Ontology annotation, biological process: monoatomic ion transmembrane transport. Bases 22 to 1416 code for a protein of 464 amino acids. Gene Ontology annotation, molecular function: extracellular ligand-gated monoatomic ion channel activity; transmembrane signaling receptor activity. Gene Ontology annotation, cellular component: membrane. The record is from RefSeq and is a predicted model, not a curated record. Lineage: Eukaryota; Metazoa; Chordata; Actinopteri; Sciaenidae. The transcript is spliced from 9 exons.